AAGACAAAGAAUUUAGAAAAAGUUUUGUUCGUCUUAUUUACCUGCAUAAGAUUGCACUUGAUGGAUACAAAAAAGCUGAUAAAGAAGUUAGAAGUUUACAGUUAUUAACAACUAAUUUAGAGCAAGAGAGAAAUGAAUUGCUUGAAAUAAAUAAGCAAUUGGAAGUAAAGUUAGAAGAAAAAGAUAACAGAAUAGAAGAAUUGGAAGAGAGAGUAGAAAUAGAACAGGAAAUGUCUAUGAAAGCAUUAGAUAAAGCUGAGGAAUGGCAUGAGCGAAAAAACUUUGAAAUAGCUAUGCAGAAGGAUGUUUUUAUAUUUAGCCAGCAACAGACAAUAGAAAAAUUGAGAAAGGAUUUAGAUGCCAGAGAUAAGAAAAUAGCCAAAUUAACGGAACCUAAGAAGUUCCAACAACUCCGAAAGUUAGCAAAUAAAACUAAGGAAAAAAUUAGCACAAAAGUUAAUGUAAUUAAAGAAAGUGUUAAGGAAAAAGAGCAAAAGAUUCUUGAGGUAGCAGAAGGAGAUAAACAAGAUUGUAAUUAUUGCUCAUUCAGUUUUCGAGAUUUUCGUUUUAAAGACAAUCUUACUCUCAACAUUGCUACUCACCAAGUAGCAGCAUUCAAAAAUAAUAAUGAUUAUGCUGACAUAGCUUAUAUUUGUGCUGAUUGUAAAAAAGAUUUUGAAAAUGAUACUCUUCCUUACUGUGAACUUUGUGAUAGACUAAAGAGAAAUAGGAAAGGUUGCUUUUGUAAUCUGUUAGAGAAUAAACCAAUACAAUCACUUUCUACAGAAGAAAUAACAUCUAGAACUUUUGGUUAUCAUUUAGAAAAGAAAACUAGAGAACUAGAAAAAGAACUAUCAACUGCUAAAGAAGAAUUAAAUAUUGAGAGGGAAGAACGAAUUAAAGAACUAGAAGCAGAGAAUGCUAAGUUAAAAGAAGAAAAUAAACAAUUAAAAGAGCAACAAAAUGGUCAAGUUGCUCAAAUUGAAGUUAAAGAAAAUAAGAGAUGA
This is a messenger RNA of Ambispora gerdemannii, 1007 nucleotides long. The record is from the annotation of a GenBank genome assembly. Lineage: Eukaryota; Fungi; Glomeromycota; Glomeromycetes; Archaeosporales; Ambisporaceae.